CUCUUCCUGAGGCCCCCCGCCCCGAGAUGCGACCAUGGACUGCCGGAUCAAGGAAAAUCCAACAAGUACCUUUGAUUUGGUGCUACAGGUAAAAUGCCAGGCUCCUGAAAAUGAAGAUCCUGUGGUUUUGUGGAAGUUCCCAGAGGACUUUGGAGACCAGGAAGUACUCCAGAGUAUACCUAAAUUCUGCUUUCCAUUUGAUAUUGCAAGGGUGACCCAAGUUGGGCAGCAUUUCACCUUUGUACUUACUGACAUUGAAAGUAAACAGAGGUUUGGAUUUUGCCGGUUAACAUCAGGAGGAAAAGUGUGUCUCUGCAUUCUAAGCUACUUGCCAUGGUUUGAGGUUUACUACAAAGUAUUAAAUACACUGGCAGAUUAUUUGGCUAAAGAACAGGAAGAAGACUUGAGUGACUUGUUAGAAACCUGGUAUAGGCAUCCUGUUCCAAAGGCGAACACUCCUAUCAGUUUAAGUUUGCACUCAUAUUUCAUUGCUCCUGAUGUAACUGGCUUGCCAACUGUCCCUGAAAAUAGAAAUCUUACUGAAUAUUUUGUUGCUGUGGAUGUGAACAACAUGCUACAACUUUAUGCCAGCAUGUUGCAUGAGAGACGCAUCAUUAUUACCUCCAGCAAACUAAGCACUUUAACUGCAUGUAUUCAUGGGUCAGCUGCACUGCUCUAUCCAAUGUACUGGCAACACAUAUACAUCCCAGUGCUCCCUCCACACUUGCUGGACUACUGCUGUGCACCAAUGCCGUAUUUGAUUGGCGUUCACAUCAGUUUAAUAGAGAGAGUGAAAAGUAAAUCACUUGAAGACGUGGUGAUGCUAAAUGUUGACACAAACACUUUGGAAACACCGUUUAAUGACCUGAGCAACCUACCAAGUGAAGUGGUCUCGGCCUUGAAAAAUAAACUGAAGAAGCAAUCCACAGCUACGGGUGACGGAGUACCCAGGGCCUUUCUUAGGGCACAGGCAACAUUGUUUGGAUCCUACCGAGAUGCAUUAAGAUACAAGCCCGGAGAACCUGUCAGUUUCUGUGAAGAAAGCUUUGUCAAGCAUCAUUCCAGUGCUACAAAACAGUUCCUGGGAACUGCAGUGAAUCUUCAACUUUUUAAACAGUUUAUUGAAGGUCGGCUUGCAAAGCUGAAUGCAGGGAAAGGGUUCUCCGAUCUGUUUGAAGAAGAAAUCUCUUCAGGUGGCUUCCGUGGAGGAAACUCAAAAUCAUAUCACCAGUGGAUGUAUACAGUUAAGAAAGGAGGUGCUCUGAUCAACACAGCAAUGACUAAAGCUAGCCCAGCUAUGAAAACAGCAUACCAAUAUGCAAAAAGUCAUGCAAAACAAGGAAUAAAGGAGGUGAGGAGUAAGUUGAAAAACAAGGAAACCGAUGAUGAGUAUGGAACUUGCAGUUCAGGUUUGGUGCAAUACAGUCAAAUCUACACAGUGCACAAUUCAAAAAGACUUAAUACAGAAAAGCAAAGACUUGCACGGGCACGGUUGGGGUACCUUCAUCCAAUCCAACAAGAUUCUGCCUUGGAUGAGGAUGCUGAUGAUGAAGCGGACAGAACAAGCAAGCUGUCAUCUGAAGACAGUGAGGAAGCGUCUUAUUAUUUGGAUGACAGUGAUGACUCCGGAGAAAUGACCAAAACAUCCGUGACCCCGGGAGAAAUGGACUUGCUGGGAGAGAUUUUGGACACUUUAAGCACACACAGUUCUGACCGAGGAAAGCUCUCAGGAGCCAAGAGCAUGGACUUCUUUCGAUCUAUGGAUGAUAUUGAUUACAGGACAGUGAAUAAAUCCAACACCCCGAGUGAGAGCAAUCUUGCUCUGCUUUGCAGCGGUCUGACUUCUGAUCAAGGAGAGUGGAAUCUUGGGCAAGACGAUAGUGUCCUCAGUGGGAAACAGCUUCCCCCAUCACCAAGGAAACGUGCUCCUUCUAGCCUCAGCUGCACAGAAUCUCCCUUUGUGCUGGAAAAAGAAAAUCCUUCCUCUGCCUUUAGCUCUGACAGUGUGGGCUUCCUUAAAACCUGCAUAAAAUCUCAAAACCAGUCUCAAGAAACUAUGCAUCUGUUUUCUCCAGGAGUUUUACCUGUAAAGGAGACAAAAUGGAAUGAAACACUAAGCUGUACAUCAGUGGAUCCAGGGUCAUCAAACUUGAUCCAAAGUCCAUCCACUCUAGUUCCUUGGGAGAAAGAACCUAAAAAAGGAAGUGAAAUCCUAGAGGAGGGUGGACUGCUUCACGAAGUGGUGACCUUGUGUAAAAUGACUUCUGCUUUCAACCAUGGUUUAAACAUUUCAAGUGACGAGAUUUCCAGUAGAAGUGGGAAUAAGACAUAAGAAAUUUUGGAGGGGAGAGUUGCAUUUCCAACAAAGACUACU
Messenger RNA from Euleptes europaea (tarantolino), 2374 nucleotides. It is a transcript of the gene DENND1B, whose product is annotated as DENN domain containing 1B. Gene Ontology annotation, cellular component: nuclear speck; intracellular membrane-bounded organelle; cytosol. The transcript has 22 exons. NCBI's taxonomy places the organism in Eukaryota, Metazoa, Chordata, Lepidosauria, Squamata, Sphaerodactylidae. Gene Ontology annotation, molecular function: phosphatidylinositol phosphate binding; guanyl-nucleotide exchange factor activity. Bases 35 to 2332 code for a protein of 765 amino acids. Gene Ontology annotation, biological process: endocytic recycling; endocytosis. The record is from RefSeq and is a predicted model, not a curated record.